AUGCCGUCCUGUGUCUGCUACAGAGUUGAGCACCUGUUCUCCAUUGUCUUUGGAGUUCUUUAUGCGAACAAAGACUCAAUCAUGGACUGGCGUCAGUAUUGGAACAAAUUACAACGAUUCCUUUCCAAAGAGAACCCUUUUUGGAAGACAAAGGUCACUGCCAACAAGAUCCGAGACCUUGUUCAGCUUUUCACCAAUGCGCGGAUGAACUACCUUGAGAAUCCAUCAGUCUCGGAGCUCCCAUACUUGGAUGAUCGCCAGAACUGCCGACUCCUCAAGUCAAUCGAUCGAUGUAUUGCGUUCAAGGCAGACAAGUUCUCUACCACUGACAUGCUGCAAUUUGAGGCGAAGGAUUGA
Molecule: messenger RNA, 357 nt
Organism: Colletotrichum lupini
Lineage: Eukaryota; Fungi; Ascomycota; Sordariomycetes; Glomerellales; Glomerellaceae
Exons: 1
Coding region: 1-357 (118 amino acids)
Source: RefSeq, a predicted model, not a curated record